Molecule: messenger RNA, 6908 nt
Organism: Osmia lignaria (orchard mason bee)
Lineage: Eukaryota; Metazoa; Arthropoda; Insecta; Hymenoptera; Megachilidae
Source: RefSeq, a predicted model, not a curated record
CUAUUCGAAAACAACGAAAGUGUCGAAACACGUUUCGCGUGUACGGCUCGCGCCAAGGGGGUUAACCGAACGAAAACAUUUCUUCUGAUUCGUAAAAGGGUGCGCGGCGUGGCAAGCAAGCGCCAAGUCACUGCUAUUCGGGGUUACGGUGGGUGGCGGAACUACGGGGUGGCUAAGAGCCACAGUUGGUUGCGGGAUGUCGUCCUGAGCACAUUACGCGUAUUCAACCUCCACCACGCGACCUCGUGAUCCUCCCCCCCUCCCUCGAUGAGUUUGCGUGAACCAUAUAUAAAAAAAAAAGGUAAUUAAAUCUUGAUCAUCCAGCGCUUCCGGCAAAGUGAACGACGAAACAGUGCGUGAACUUCUUCCUUAUCUUUCCUCUUUCUCUUCUCCUUCGGUGAAAUUUCCUGGUGAAAAGUGCAUCAUAAUUUUACCGAAAAAUUCUGUAAUUUUGAAACAUCAGUUGCUACAGGAAUUCUGGAUCAAUGAAUAAAUUCAAGGAUAUCUGUAAAUUUGUAUUAUUUUUGAAAAAAGGAUCAAACAUUUCGUAAGAUCGUCGAGUGGUAGAAAAGACGGGGACGAAAUUGAAUCGCGACCGAUCUCCGUAUUUAGAUUUGGACGAAACGGAGCUGCAACGAAAUAGCAGGAUCUUAAAUGUCAAACGGGGCUGGCGAGAGCCGCGGGAGCUUUCAAUUAAAAUUUUAUCGGUCCGAGGGGUGGAUUCGAGGCGAAACUGCAGCCGACCAGGCCGCUCCAUAAAGUGUAAUCCCGGCCGUUAAACACAGCUACCGUGGCGAGGAUCAUCUCAUAAUUGAGACAAGGAUCGAGGAGAAAUCGCGUUCAUUGCCUUAUUAUAAUCUACGAAUCUCUGGUGUUCGCCAUGGGGAAAGAAUGAACGGGUCGGCUGGUGAAUCUCGUGAAGUUCGAGAAAAUCCAUCGAAUGAAAAGGACACAGGGAAGCUUUUUACCGGAAUCGAUAAAGGGUUUCGUAGAUGCUUCCUUCAGAAAUACGAAACGCUGAAGAUAUUAUGAAAGGACCAGGCUGAAAUAUCUCGUUUUUCAACUGGAAGAAUUACAUGGAAUAUGCGGGACACCAUUGAAACGGUACGGUGGAUCGGGUUUAAAUUCUGAACGGAAUAGAACAGAAUUCCUAGGCCUCUUCCGUUCUGGUUUGCGUUCUGGAAACUUUCAAUUGGAACGUUGUCGCGCGAACGAGGAAACUUUGGUAUCUGAAAUUUCCGGUCUCCGGUUCAUUUUUCGAGUGAAACGCUUCAGAAAAACAGACGAAAGUUUCUCCGUAAAUAUUUCAGAAAAUCCUUCGUCUUUGAUUACGAUCCCACGAGCAAUUUCGUAGUACACGAAAACGUACUCUUAGUCUGACAAUAUAUAUAUAUCCUUGUCGAUUGACACGUGGCUGUUUAGAGGAGGAACAGCUUGGAAAUCGUGAAAAGACCCUCGAGACGAGGCUCGAGGAUCGAAUGUUGGCUCUGAUCGACGAGGGGAUCCAGGACCGUUCGAGAAUGCCAAUCUGGUCGUUGAAGUUGUUGCGGGAAAGCAAGAGGUGUAAUCCGUUUAAAAGAGUCUCCAGGUGAGUCUCUUCGAAUUGUUACCCUCGACAGGUUCAAAGAAAAAGGAACAUUCGAAACAGUAUUCUUUUUCGGUCAGUAUUUUCAUCGUUUUUUGCGAACCCGAGUUUAAAAAAAAAAAGAAAAAAAUUGCCAGCGGUUAAAGAAAGCGACGAAGUAUGCAACGAGAAUUAAUCGUUCCUUAGGGAACACGCUCGAAAGACAAGCGAAGGAAGCUCGGAUAACGAGGAGCUUGCAAGAGGGAAGAGAAGUUCAGCCAGUGGAUAAUAAAAAGUACUCCAAGAUUUCGAGAUCGUCCAGAAGGAAAAGAAGAACGCUUCGGAUGUUCAAAAUCCUGCGAUAGACACAAGAUAUCAUCAAUCGAGAAGAAGCUGUUCUUUUCCUUACCUUGAGCCAUAAGGAACGUCCAUUGAGAAUAGAAGUGGUUCUUCAACUUCUAAGUCGAAAGUUGGAAGUACCAUUAGGUAGAUUACGUGGUAUUAAUUCAAAGUACAAAAAGAGAAUUCAUCUCCAUCCUUUCUCGUCAUGGGCAGGGCAAGUAGGAUCCUGAAGUUUUCUUUAAAUAACAAAUAAUAAUAAAAGAUUAAAGUAAUGGGGCACUUGGACCUCAAAUCAUCCAGUUAAUUUAAAUUAAUUACUCCUCGAACAUUUCUGACAGACCUGAAGCUGCUCUUCCAAAAGCUGUCCAAGGAAUAGAUAAACAGCACUGAAAGAUGUAUGAUAAGUUUGAGAUAAGAUCAUCAAAGAUCAUCAAAAUCAAAAAUAACCUUUUCUUCGUCCUCGUUACAAAUAUUCAAAAUAAAAUCACGAAGUGUUAAAAAUUGCGAGUGUCAUAGAAACCAAAGAUUAUCCACUGAUCGAUUAAAAAUGUCUUAAACCUUCUUCUCAUUUUCAUAAAAAUGGUCCACUAACAAGAUGAUAAGUGUUAAAAAAUAGUGGGUGUUGACUCAUGAAAAUCAGUGUUGUUUUUUUUUUUAAAUUGCGGUGCUUUUCGUGGCGAUAAUAGACAAGAUUAAAAGUGUACCGUGUGGCCGCGUUGGUAGACUUGAGACGACCAUGGACAAAAAGGACAAUCGGUCGGUCGUUCGACAGUUGAACGGAAGCUGGUCUCGCUGGAACAGCAAGACAACCUCGGGAUGCUGCACGCUGCCAUGCUAGGUAGCGGUCCGGGUCGAGGGAGACACGAAUGGUAUCCGGGAUUUUAUCUGCAACGUAGACGAAUUGGAUGCAGGAUGAACCGUGGUGAACAGGAAACAUUAUUCAGGCAGAGCCGCCAGUUGACGAGGAUCGUCCCGUCUCACGAGGACCUGGUGCUGAGCGUGCUUAAAUCGCCCAUCAGCCAACAUCAGCAGCAACGACAACCGUAUCAUUCCAGUUAUCACUGUCAAGAGCAUCAUGUUAACUGCCAAGGUCAUCAAAAUCAUAAGAAGUGUACUCAUACAGCCCAAGACAAGCCGGCAAUAUCCUGGAAAUGCCCAGGUGAGAACAACGACAGUCUUCCACGAAGCAAGGACCAAUGCUCUAGGCUCACGGAGAAACGAUCGAGUGCCGCGGCCGCUUACGCUGCUCUUCAGGGCAGCGAGGACGAGCUGGUGGCCGAGCAGGGCCUCGAGUCAGAGGACACGGCCCUGAAGACGCCUGGUAGCGAAACGGAGGACACCGAGGACAACGGCGGUCAAAUGGACGAAACAUCCUCGCCCGGGCGUCGUUUCACCUUCCUCAGGCGUUUCCGGUCGCCGCGAUUCGGCGAGGCACACCACAAGAGGGUGCCCACGCCGAUGAAGAGGAAGUACCGUAGGAAAAAGAGCAAAGACGAUAUUAUGAACAGUGAUAUGAAUGCCACUGAAGUUGAACCGCCUAGUUUGAACCAAGCCGGUGUGCCUGAUCCUUACUAUCCUAUCUAUCUGCCCAUCGAUCAGGCAUUCAAGGCUAAAUACGUGUUCCAUCAUAAGAAAGGCAAGACGUUCCAGGAGAGGCUGUACGUGUUCCUCGAGCACCCUGGUGGAUGGAUCUGCUUCAUCUAUCACUUCACUGUGUUCAUGGUGGUAUUGGUGUGCCUCAUAUUUAGUGUUUUGUCAACGAUAGACCAGUACAGUAACUUCGCGAACGAAACUCUCUUUUGGAUGGAAAUAUGUCUGGUGGUAUUUUUCGGUGUGGAAUACAUGGUCCGACUAUGGAGCGCGGGCUGCAGGUCAAAGUAUAUGGGUUGCUGCGGCAGGCUGCGGUUCAUACGAAAACCGAUUUGUAUCAUAGAUUUAAUCGUGGUAGUGGCGUCUAUGGUGGUGUUGUCGGUAGGGAGCAACGGCCAGGUGUUCGCUACUUCCGCCAUAAGAGGCAUCCGAUUUUUGCAAAUACUGCGAAUGCUUCACGUCGACCGGCAAGGCGGCACGUGGAGACUUCUUGGUUCUGUCGUUUUUAUUCAUCGUCAGGAGCUGAUCACGACGUUGUACAUCGGGUUCCUAGGUCUUAUUUUCAGCAGCUACUUUGUGUAUCUGGCCGAAAAAGAUGCUGUUGGGCCCGAUGGAAAAACAGACUUUUCCAGCUACGCCGACGCGCUAUGGUGGGGAGUGAUUACCGUGACCACCAUUGGCUACGGUGACACUGUCCCACAAACGUGGAUGGGAAAGAUAGUUGCUUCGUGUUUCAGCGUGUUCGCUAUAUCCUUUUUCGCACUUCCAGCCGGCAUACUGGGCUCCGGUUUCGCAUUGAAGGUCCAGCAAAAACAACGACAAAAGCACUUCAAUCGGCAGAUACCGGCUGCCGCAAUGUUGAUACAAUGUUUAUGGAGGUGUUACGCUGCCGACAAAGCCAUCAACAGCGUGGCCACCUGGAAUAUUUAUAUAAAAGAUCCAGCACCAGCCGGACAGCCGUCCACACCAUUGGGAAAGUUGAUUUGUGUAAAGAAGAUGUCUCUGAUGAUCCAGGUGGCAAAGAAGGCGAGCGUACUGAAGAGGCGGAAAUCGAGGAACCGGAUGGAUGUUCAGCAACAACAACAAUCGUUGCCACCGGUCACGAUAUCCGGUGGCGUGUCCAGCGCUGCUGCCGGCGAUGCUUCUGGUCAAAACGACAACCAGAGAAUGGAGAACGAGGGUGACGUUAUCUUCUACAUGGAGGAGCCGAAAGCUGGUACACCGAAUCGUGCCAGACGCGACAACCGUGUGUUUCCGGUCGGCAGGGGAAGCCUCUUCACCUCGCAGACGAGUUCCGUCACGGAAGCGACCAGUGACGAGAUCGACAUUGAUAUCGAGGAGCCUCAAAGGGUCACCACGCUAACCGAGGCACAUCGAAACGCCAUCAGAGCGAUCAGAAAGAUUAAAUACUUCGUGGCGAGGAGGAAAUUCCAACAAGCGCGAAAACCAUACGAUGUACGAGACGUGAUCGAGCAAUACAGCCAGGGUCAUCUGAACAUGAUGGUGCGAAUUAAGGAAUUACAAAGGAGGUUGGAUCAGACCCUGGGUAAACCAGGUAGUUAUUUGGCAGGAAUCGACCGAGCAGGCAACGUGAAGCCAAUGACGAUAGGCGCACGCUUGUACAGGGUUGAACAACAGUUGUCCGUGAUGGAUAAGAAAUUGGACCAGCUGGUGUACGUGCUGAACGCUGUGGCACAAAAGCAACAAAUACCCCUGAGGAGUAUAGAGGACGACGUGUAACAGAAAGCCCCCGGCGAGCUCGUGCCAUCUGUUUCACGAUCAUUGGCAAUACCGUGGACUUUGCCUCGUGUUACCAUAACCAACCUUGUCCCGGGCAUGUUCAGCGAAAGUGGUUGAAUCGAGAUCGUUUUUCGAUAUCAACGACAGAGGAGGAUUUCACUGAUCGAUCAAACCUUCGCUCGGCAGGCUGAGGUGAAAAUGACGAUCAAAGGAAACUGGAUGCAGCAACGAUCCUUCUUUUCUCUCUUUCUCGAGGCGCAACGGUUUAUUAAUUUAGAAACGAAGAUUUCUUAAGUGGAUCAAAAGCGGCGAGGAGGGUAAGUGAAUGAUAGAGGUUGUUUAAAAGAUGUACAGAAUAAGACGAAGGUACGAUUAUAAUUAUUUUAUUUAAUUGAGAAACGGGUGAGAAAGUAAAUUAAAGGGUUCAAGUGGAUCAUUAUCUAAUUUAAUUGACGAAAAAAGAUGUUGAAGAAUGGUUGAAAGAUGAAUGUUUUGAGAUAGAUGAAGAUAAGAAUCUUAAUUCAAGUUUGCAAUAAUAUAUAAUUUGAUCCAAUUUUUACUAUCGAAGAAUGAUUAAUUGUUUGAAAUGUUCCUUGACGAUUUUGCAAAUUGAAUUUUGGAAUUGGAUAAAUUUUGUACUCAUUCGAGAUGACGAAAAUAGAUGAAAAUUUGAAAAGUGUUUCUUCCCCAAACUUUGUAAUUCUAUGAUUGAAGAUCUCGAAGUUUCAAUAAAAAUUGCAUGAAAGCAAAGAACAAGAUAGAUGGUUCAGUGCCUCGAGCAAUCGUCGAUUUAAUUCGUCUUCUCAAGAUGAAUCGAAACAUUUCGUAGUUGAGUAACGAAGAAUGAUGAUGAAACUGACAAAGGGAUAAGUGUGUGGCAGAAAUUCAAUUUCAUUCGAUCCAAAAACAAACUUGAAGAAAAUUGGUCAAAUUCAAAGAACAGAACUUCAAAGUUCAAUAUUGGAAGAUGUAAUCAAUUUUUUAAUUGAAAGCUAUUAGAAACUUGAAAUAUGGAAUAAGUUUCGUUCCAAAAGUCAUCAGAUUUGUAGAAAGAAAAUUAAUAAUAGAAGUUUUGAUGAUUGUUGCACCUCGUCGAAAGAAGAAGAUCCAACUUCCACUCUUCGAGUCCUCUACCAUCCAGUCCAAAGGAACUGGACAAAUUUUUCUGGAAAAAUAAAAUAAAAUGAAACGCUUCGAUACUUCCGCUACGUAGGAUCCUCGAAACCUCUGUUUCACAAAUUUAAAAAAUAAAAAAACGAUCACGCUAAACGCACAGGAACGAUUUUUUCUCUUGGAAGGAAGAACGAUCGUUUGAAAUAUUGCGACGAUUAAAGGAAUCGUAUCUGGAAAUAAAAAUACAGAUAGAUUCUCGUUGUUCUGAACAUAUCGGUAAAGGUAGUACGCUUUUCGUGUUUCAAGUAUAUCGUAACCGGAAGCCCGGCUUGAACGAUGAAAAAAGGAAGGACUGAUCGGCUGAACGGACAAUUGUGUACACGUAGAAAACGUAGGAUCGGUAGACUGAGAAAUGGGUCUAGAAUUGUUUCAAGAACAGAUUCAUUUAGGAUGGUAAAUAUAUUGGAUGCAAACGUCUUGGGAACAUCACUUGGGCCAACUAGGAAUUAAUAGAGAGGAACAAUAAGCAAAUAAAUAAAUUAAUUAAAAAAAAAAAAAA